Messenger RNA from Vicia faba (fava bean), 3294 nucleotides. The record is from the annotation of a GenBank genome assembly. Lineage: Eukaryota; Viridiplantae; Streptophyta; Magnoliopsida; Fabales; Fabaceae.
AUGAACAAAAGAGAUAAAAUAAAGAAACAUUGUAGUUUUGUUGUUGUAAUUGUUGUAUUCUUCAGUUUCAAUGUUGGGCCACAGCUUGUUUCUUGUCAGAAAAAUGCUGGUGGUGGAGGUGGUGGUAGUUCAGGUGCUGGUUUUGAGAUUUUUGCUAAGGAAUUGUAUAAUAGUAUGUCCAAUUAUACAAAUGUUUUCAAAGGUGCAAUCAAGAAAGAGUUGGGUUAUUGCAUAAUGGAUGUGGAUGCUGAUUGGGAUGGUGCUUUCAAUUUCACCAAAGAUCUCACAUUUUUGACCAUGUGUGCCCAACAAAUGAAAGGAGAUAUUACACAGAGAAUGUGCACGGCGGGAGAAAUAGAAGCGUAUGCUAGAAGUUUUGCAGGAGGCUCAGGAAAAGCCAAAGGAAACUUAUUGAAGCCAAAUCAUAACUGUAAUUUGAGUGCUUGGCUUAAUGGAUGUGAGCCUGGUUGGGGUUGCAAAGCUAAUACAAAAAUUGAUCUUAAUAGUAAGAAGAAGGAAAUACCUUCUAGAUCCCUUGAUUGCCAACCUUGCUGUGAAGGGUUCUUUUGUCCUCGCGGCAUCACAUGCAUGAUACCUUGUCCUUUGGGCUCUUAUUGUCCUCGAGGGGAACUCAAUAAAACUAGUGGAAUAUGCGCACCAUAUCGAUAUCAGUUACCUCCUGGAAAAGAUAACCAUAGUUGUGGAGGAGCAGAUAUUUGGGCCGACAUUGCUAGUAGUAGCGAGGUAUUCUGUUCAUCAGGAUCAUACUGUCCAUCUACAAUCAUACAUAAUCCUUGCAGUCGAGGGUAUUACUGCAGAACAGGUUCUACGGCUCAAGAGAGAUGUUUCAGGCUUGCAAGUUGUGAGCCUAAAUCGGCAAAUCAAAAUAUUACUGCAUAUGGUCUCCUGGUUUUUGCCGGCUUGUGUUUUUUGCUGAUUAUCAUAUACAACUGUUCCGAUCAAGUUCUCGCGACUCGAGAAAGAAGACAAGCAAAAUCAAGAGAAAGGGCUGCUGCAAGCGUGAGAGAAACACAAGCACGCGAAAAAUGGAAAUCAGCAAAAGACAUUGCUAAGAAACAUGCAUCAGGACUACAAUCACAAUUAUCGCGUACAUUUUCUCGCAAAAAAACAUCGAAGAUGCCAGAUUUUAAAGGUGUGUUACCACCUAUGCCUGGUUUAUCAAAAGGAAAGAAAAAGGAUAAAAACAACCUCUCAAAAAUAAUAAAUGAUAUUGAGCAAGAUCCUGAUAGUCAAGAAGGGUUCAAUGUGCAAAUAGGAGAUAAGAAUGUGAAAAAGCAAGCACCGAGGGGUAAGCAAUUGCAUACUCAGAGUCAAAUUUUCAAGUACGCGUAUGGUCAGAUCGAAAAGGAAAAGGCGUUACAGGAACAAAAUAAGAACUUGACAUUCUCCGGAGUGAUUUCAAUGGCUAAUGACAUUGAUAUAAGGAAAAGGCCUACGAUUGAGGUUGCUUUUAAAGACUUAACACUCACUUUGAAAGGGAAAAACAAGCAUCUGUUAAGAUGUGUGACUGGUAAGAUAUAUCCGGGCCGAGUUUCUGCAGUCAUGGGUCCAUCUGGGGCUGGUAAGACAACAUUUCUUUCUGCUUUAACUGGAAAAGCAACCGGAUGCCACACAACUGGUCAGGUUCUUGUAAACGGUCAGGAGUCGUCUAUUCGAUCAUUCAAGAGGAUCAUUGGCUUUGUUCCACAAGAUGAUAUUGUCCAUGGAAAUUUGACUGUUGAAGAAAAUCUGUGGUUUAGUGCCAGAUGCAGACUCUCGGCUGAUCUACCGAAAGAAGAGAAGGUGUUGGUGGUCGAAAGAGUCAUUGAAUCCUUGGGUCUGCAGGCAAUACGAGAUUCUUUGGUUGGGACAGUGGAGAAACGAGGAAUCUCUGGAGGUCAAAGGAAGAGAGUAAACGUUGGAUUAGAAAUGGUUAUGGAACCUUCUCUUCUAAUUUUGGAUGAACCUACAUCCGGUUUGGACAGUUCAUCUUCACAGUUACUGCUCAGAGCACUUAGACGCGAGGCUCUUGAAGGUGUAAACAUAUGUAUGGUCCUUCACCAACCGAGUUACACGUUGUUCAAGAUGUUUGAUGAUUUUAUACUGCUUGCUAAAGGAGGUCUAACAGUGUAUCAUGGACCUGUGAACAAAGUGGAAGAGUACUUCUCUAGCAUGGGGGUCUUUGUCCCGGACCGUGUCAACCCUCCGGAUUACUACAUUGACAUUUUAGAAGGAAUAUUAAAACCAAGUGCGAGUUCAGGAGUGAACCAUAAACAGCUACCGGUUAGAUGGAUGCUUCAUAAUGGAUAUCCUGUGCCUAUGGAUAUGCUGCAUACUAUAGAAGGAAUGUCAGCUCCAACCAAUGUUCCAACACAAGGACCUAACCCUAAUGCAAAGCUUACUGCCGCACCUUCUUUUGCCGGAGAGCUUUGGCAGGACGUGAAGUGCAACGUUGAGAUGAAGAGAGACAAUCUUCAACUCAACUUCUUAACUUCAAACGAUUUGUCCAAUAGGACUACACCAGGAUCUUUCACGCAAUACAAAUACUUUCUUGGAAGAGUUGGUAAGCAGCGGUUGCGAGAAGCUAGAACGCAAGCUGUAGAUUUUCUGAUUCUGCUGCUGGCUGGUGUUUGCUUAGGAACACUUGCUAAAGUGAGCGAUGAAUCGUUUGGAGCAACUGGUUAUACAUACACCGUAAUUGCAGUAUCACUCCUUUCCAAGAUUGCUGCUCUGAGAUCGUUCUCAUUGGAUAAGUUGCAUUACUGGAGAGAAAGCGCUUCUGGAAUGAGUAGCCUCGCUUACUUUCUUUCAAAGGAUACAGUUGACCAUUUCAGUACAAUCAUCAAACCUUUGGUUUAUCUCUCCAUGUUCUAUUUCUUCAACAAUCCAAGAUCAUCUUUCACAGAUAAUUACAUCGUUCUACUAUGUUUGGUGUAUUGUGUCACUGGCAUUGCGUAUGUGUUGGCAAUCUUCCUUCAACCAGGUCCAGCCCAGCUAUGGUCCGUGUUACUACCAGUAGUUUUGACUCUGCUAGCAACUUAUGACAAUGAAGAGGGUAGCAAAUAUGUGGAAUUUAUGUCUGAUCUAUGCUACACCAAGUGGGCUCUUGAAGCAUUUGUUAUAUCAAAUGCUAAAAGGUAUUCUGGAGUUUGGUUAAUAAGCCGAUGUGGUGCACUCAACAAAUACGGCUAUGAUCUCAAACAUUGGUACCAAUGUUUAGGACUCCUCGUUGUGACAGGAAUAAUCAGUCGCAUGCUUGCAUUUUUUUGUAUGAUGACAUUCCAGAAGAAAUAG